Molecule: messenger RNA, 1440 nt
Organism: Dovyalis caffra
Lineage: Eukaryota; Viridiplantae; Streptophyta; Magnoliopsida; Malpighiales; Salicaceae
Source: the annotation of a GenBank genome assembly
AUGGAGAUGGCGUCCGGUCAUGAAGAUCUCACAAAGAGAUUAUUUGAAGCAUCCAUAAGGGGGUGUGUAGCCACUUUAGAUAUAUUGCUCCAAAAAGAUCCACUCCUUCUUGAUAGAAUUUCCCUCACAUCCUCCAUUGAAACGCCUUUACACAUAUCAUCUUUGCUUGGUCAUGUUGACUUCACUGGAUCUCUUCUUCUUCACAAACCAAAACUCACAGCUGAAUUGAACUCACAAGGACAGUCUCCCCUUCACUUGGCUUCUGCUGAGGGCUACGUCGAGAUUGUAAAAGACUUGCUAAGUGUAAACGCUCAAGUUUGCUUGGUCUUUGAUCAAUUUGGACGAAUUCCUCUCCACUUGGCAGCCAUGAGAGGACGAGUAGAUGUCAUGCAACUGCUGAUCAGUGCAUGCUCCACAUCAAUCCAAAUGAAAUCAAAAUAUGAACAACAUACUGUUUUGCACUUGUGUGUUCAAUAUAACCAUUUAGAGGCUCUUAAAGUGUUGACAAUGCGAGGGAAUGUUGAUGGGGAGUUUCUCAAUUCAGCAGAUACGAAUGGCAACACCAUCCUGCAAUUGGCUAUGAUGAUGCAGCAAGUCGAGACCAUAAAAUACUUGGUUUCCAUACCUGAAGUGAGAGUGGAAGCAGAUAACUUGGCUACAAUUUUCACAAAUCCAUUAAGUUUUGAUAGCAAGUCCAUUCAAGAGCACUGUAGUAUUGCAGAACCUAAAUCGAUGCGUAUAAAAAGACCAUCAAAUUAUCAAGAUGCAGCCUCACCUCAACCCCAAGUUCUGGUUCACGAUGAAGCUCAACCAGAUAUAUAUAAUCAUUUGAUGAAUUAUCUAGACUACCAAGGUAACUGGAUGGAAAAGACACGGGGUAAUCUGAUGGUAGUGGCUACUGUGAUUGCAUCCAUGUCUUUCCAAGCUGUGAUAAACCCACCAGGUGGAGUUUGGCAAGAUGGUCAAAGCAAUGAUUGUCCAAAUGGCAAACAGUGCAAAGUUGGAACUGCAGUAUUGAGCUCAACAGAUGAGUUAAAAUACAACAUAUUCAUAGCCUCCAACACCAUCUCUUUCUCUGCAUCUCUGGCCAUCAUUUUUCUGCUUAUGGGUGGAUUUACUCUCAGGAACAAGGCUGCAAUGUUCAUUAUGUUGUUUGCCAUGUGUACCACAGUGCUCUUUAUUGCAGGCACAUACCUAACCUCAAUAAUUUUGGUUGGAAAUCCAGACGACAACACCAUCGUCCAGAUUGAAUACCUUUAUUUGAUGUUUUGGGUUUGCUUGCCUGCUUUCAUUAUUGUGUACCAGAUAGUUAGCUUUGUGGUUAGGGUUAUAAAGAAACUGCUUAUUGGUGCCUUUCAUGUAAUAAUAUAUCCAUUUCGACUCAUGUUUCGUGUGCCAAGAGGUGGUCUGGCGACGGAGAAGCCAACAACCGGUGUUUGA